Messenger RNA from Annulohypoxylon truncatum, 1494 nucleotides. RefSeq lists its product as uncharacterized. NCBI's taxonomy places the organism in Eukaryota, Fungi, Ascomycota, Sordariomycetes, Xylariales, Hypoxylaceae. Bases 1 to 1494 code for a protein of 497 amino acids. Gene Ontology annotation, biological process: regulation of DNA-templated transcription. Gene Ontology annotation, molecular function: DNA-binding transcription factor activity, RNA polymerase II-specific; zinc ion binding. The transcript is spliced from 2 exons. The record is from RefSeq and is a predicted model, not a curated record.
AUGGCCACUAGAAAAUCUAGUAUAUCAGGUAUAUCGUCUCGGCGUUCUGCCUGCGAUAAAUGUCGAGUUUCAAAGGCCAGGUGCCUGCGCGCAAAUCCCGAUCAGGCGCGGUGUGAUCGUUGCUCCCGCAUCGACUCCGAGUGCAUCACGAGCCCUAUCUUUAGGCUACGGAGCUGGCAGCCUCCUGCUGCUGGUAAUGAUAUGCCUGACAUGCUCAAUAGUACCAAUGAACCACACAAGCGACAGAGACGCAAUAGCCAGCCACAGCAACAACCUACUCCGAGAGAAUCAAGCACAUGUUUGGAUGCUAACCUCUUGAGUGCUGGCGAAAUACACCCCUAUAUCAGCGAUAUUUCAACAUAUCAAAGCCUUGACUGGAAAAAGCAGUCUCGUGUACCCGAUCCGCCCAACGUAUUGUACGGAGAUGAAACACGGACCCAAAUGGAUACAACAUUUGGCCAUGUUGAAAGCGACUUCGACAUAAACCUAUCCGAGAACUUCUUCGCGACAACUCCUCCUGCAUCAUCCGGAGCAGAGCCCAUAACGCCCUUAGCCUCACUUCCAUCCUUGAGCACAGAAUUGGUUAGCGGGUUUGCUACUCAAUUUAGUCAAGAUUUUUCACCUCAGACCUCGGACAAUAAUGCUCUUAGGUGUAAUGGCAAAGCGCUUGUGGAUACUAAGCAGACUCCUUUGCAACGGUUAUCGAAACUUGACUAUGAUUUAAUCACAUUUCUCAUUCGACUUGAUCGAGAACCGCCUAGAGUGAUAUUGAAAACUCUCUUCGAGGGACAAGGAAACCCAUCAUCUCCAACGGUUGUGGAUGAUAUACUCAACAGUACAACAGAGUAUCUCAUUAUAUUGAAGCUUCUGAACAGUUGUUAUCUACAGUCGUCUGGCUCUCCAUCUGUAGAUGCCAGUAACGACUCAAGACAUAGCUCUCAUGGUUCAAGGAGAAGUAGCAUUUCGAGCAUCUACUCCGAUCACGAUAGCACCGCAGAUUCGCCUCAUCAAUCGCAGCCUCUGGCGUCUACUCCACCGUCUUAUCAUGACCUUGACACGCCGUCUUUACUUCUAGUACUAUCUGUUUAUAUUCAUUUACUUCGGCUCCAUUUGAUUGUGUUUACAAACAUCUACGGCUGCCUAAGAGAACUUUCCGAAAGCGAGAACCCACAGUUACGUCCAAUCUUACGACUCAGUAUCAGCGCAUUACCAAUAGAAUCGGGGAACCUGCAGACUCUUGUCCUCAUUCAAACAGUUACAAGCCUUCUUGAAAGAAUAGGGGUUUUACUAGGCCUUCCUCAAGAAUUCCGAAUAAGUAGGCGCCGAGGAGAAGAAAGGGGCUUACUUAGUGCGCCAGGUUUCCUAAGUUUGACGAAGUUAGCUCUUGAGAAAGAGGAUGCUGGCACAGGCCUAAACGGGAAAGGAGGCAUGAAGGCCUUACGGAAGAACAUUGCCAAGGCGAAACAAUUGCUAAGAGAGCGCAUCGACCCUUGA